This is a messenger RNA of Spodoptera frugiperda (fall armyworm), 2738 nucleotides long. RefSeq names its product N-alpha-acetyltransferase 35, NatC auxiliary subunit (gene Naa35). Gene Ontology annotation, cellular component: NatC complex. Lineage: Eukaryota; Metazoa; Arthropoda; Insecta; Lepidoptera; Noctuidae. Gene Ontology annotation, biological process: N-terminal peptidyl-methionine acetylation. The transcript is spliced from 14 exons. The record is from RefSeq and is a predicted model, not a curated record.
UUGAUAAAAUUUCGAAAAAAAAGCAAGCCCUUGAAUUGAAGGAAGGUGUGGAAAUUAAAGAGUUGAGGGUUUUAACUUAUUUUUAUGCAUUUGUAAUUAUUUAUGUAGCAAGUCUUCCCCCAAAUUUAAUGGUAAUUUAGUCUUCCUUUACCUUAGAUUCUGAAGUGCACUUUAAAUGGGCGAUAAUGAUGAUUAUUAUGAUGGUGACGGGAGAAUGGAUUCCUUGGGGGCGACACCUGAGGUCAUCUACAACUGGGUUGACAUAACAUCGGAUUUCUUCAAACAUAUCCAAGACCUUCAACUCGGAGAGUUGCUUCACGAUGGCCACUUAUUUGGUCUCUUUGAGGCCAUGUCGGCCAUCGAGAUGAUGGAUCCCAAAAUGGAUGCGGGCAUGCUCUGCAACCGUGGAAAUCCAAAACCACUGAAUUUUCAGCAAGCUGUAGCUGCUGGAAAACUGAAGAUAGAUGAUCUUGAGCCACCUGAGCUAAUAGGCAUCAUUGAUGCCACAAUGGCUUGCAUAGUAUCGUGGCUAGAAGGUCACUCGCUAGCACAAACUGUAUUCACAAACCUCUACCUACAUCAACCUCACUCCAUUGUAAAUAAGACCUUAAAAGCAUACUGCAUUGCUGUCUACAAACUGCUGGACUGCAUCAGAGAUUGUAUUAACAAGUAAUGACCAUGUCAGUUUAAAAACUUAUAUCCAAUGGGCUAUGGUUAUCGUCUUGGUUCGAACCCGCAGUCAGGCAAUACGUACGACGCUCGCCUCGAAGUGAGCGAGCAGAAGUGCGUACUCAUGCUCAGAGAACAGGAGGAAGAUCUCAACAAGAAGGCUAGGAGUUGUGAUGAUGAGGAUAACCUAUGGGCAGCUCUUCAAGCUCGCAUCAGAUUUACAAGGAUGUUCUUCCAAGCUCUCCUCAUGAUCACAAAGAGAGACUCCCAGUCUGGAGCAGAUUGUGUUGCUCUUCUAAAUGGCUGCUCCGAGAUGAUGAAGGUUAUUAUCAAGACCUCGGGGAAAGGAACUCAACCGGUGGAGAAUUCGGACUCUCCAAACCCAAUGGGGUUCGAGCCGAUGAUCAACCAGCGCUUGUUACCGCCGACGUUCCCGCGCUACACUCGCAUCAAACCUCGGGCCGAGGCGCUGCAUUACUUCGACGAGCUGGUGGCCAGGCUGCGGCACGCUUGGAAGAUCACGUCCUGCACCAACUUCCAUACCGCACUGGACUUCUUCAUGGAGUUCAGUAGGCAGCGUGCCUGCAUCCUGUCCCGGUCGGCACUGCAGUUGUUGUACCUCAGUCCGUCGCCUGCGAAUACAGCGUCCAUGGCCCAGAGCGCCAUGAACGGCCCCGUGGGACAGCCGCGGCCGCAGCACCCCUUCGUGGAGAUCCUGAGGGAGUCCGUCAAGAGCUUCGUCAACCCACCUGCUUUAACCCCCAAGUCGCCUAUGGUGUCUACGCCGCAAGCUCGUGAGUUCGUAGAAAACUUCCUGGCUCGUUGCGUACGUCCGUUUGCGGUGUUGCUGCAAGUCUGCGGGCACAACCGCGCGCGACAGCGGGACAAACUGGCGUUGUUGUUAGAUGAGUUCGCUGCAUUGCAGGAAGAGGCGGAGAGCGUGGACGCGGUGGUGAGUGGCGCGGCGGGGACGGGCCCGCGCGCCUGCUUCGGCACGUGGGUCCUGUACCACGUGCUGCGCGUCAUGAUCGCCUACCUACUGUCCGGCCUCGAGCUCGAGCUCUACAGCGUGCACGAGUACCAUUAUAUCUUCUGGUAUUUGUACGAGUUCCUAUACGGCUGGUUGGUGUCAGCGCUGGGUCGCGCGGAGAACCUGUCGGGCGACGGCGGGCGGCGCGACAGCCGCGACUCCCGACGUAGGAAGACCAAGAAGCGGGUGCGGCCCUACGCCAGAGAGGGACUCCUUUGUAACGUCAUGCAGAACUUGUGCGGGGGAUAUUAUAAGGCUCUAGUCGCAUUCAAGCUACAAGGCAAGAUCCGCCAGCCUCAGUCGGAGUUCGACAACGAAGCAGUUCGCUACAAGCACCGCUUCGCUCCGCUCUCAGUGCUCACCCCGCCACAGGUGCACUACCACGAGUUCUGCGAGAUGACUCAACCUCUUCAAUAUGAAAACCCUGUGAUACUGUAUCUCGGUGGCUGCAAGCACUUCCAGCAGGCGCGGUCCUUACUGGAAACCAUCACAACACCAGAUCAGGAGGUACAGGACCUACUGAAGGUAGCAAAAACAAACUUCGUAGUAUUAAAAUUAUUGGCAGGCGGCCACAAACGGGAUUCCACCGUGCCACCAGAGUUCGACUUCUCAGUACACAGACAUUUUCCUAUCAUAAAGUUAGUAUAAGCUAUCGUUAGACUUUUCAACACAAUUUUAUAUUAAUUUUUGACUCGAACAAAGCAGCUAUGGGUGUCGAGGAAGCUGUCUGUCUAGUCCCCCUUUCUCCAAAUCAGGUAUUAUCUUUAAUAAUGUACAGGUUAUAUAUUAAUUGAUCAGGUUUGUGUGUAUAUUUCCUAUUUCAUACAAUUCACAUCUAGGUUGUAAAGUAUGAAGAUUUUUACAUGCUAUAAUAGUUUAUUUAUCAGAAUUAUAAUAUAGAAGUACAUAUACAAUUGACACGAAUAAUGCAACAUUAUGUUAUUGUAAUAAAUUAAUUUGUAUUGUGUAAUUAUAUCGUGUGUAUAGACCUAAAAUCAAGAUGGUUUUUAAAUGUGCAAUAAAAAUCAUUGAAAUAUCA